This is a messenger RNA of Echinococcus granulosus, 3612 nucleotides long. Its product is annotated as 26S proteasome non-ATPase regulatory subunit. Gene Ontology annotation, biological process: regulation of protein catabolic process; proteasome-mediated ubiquitin-dependent protein catabolic process. Bases 1 to 3612 code for a protein of 1203 amino acids. Gene Ontology annotation, molecular function: enzyme regulator activity. The record is from RefSeq and is a predicted model, not a curated record. Gene Ontology annotation, cellular component: proteasome storage granule; proteasome complex; proteasome regulatory particle, base subcomplex. The transcript has 13 exons. Lineage: Eukaryota; Metazoa; Platyhelminthes; Cestoda; Cyclophyllidea; Taeniidae.
AUGGCAUUGACAUCUGCGGCCGGUUUUAUCGCGUUACUGGAGGAUGAACGACAAGACAUUAAGGCCUUUGCUUUGAAACGCUUAACUGACCUGGUCGAUGAAUUUUGGGCUGAAAUAUCGGAGUCAGUUGAUAAGAUUGAAAUACUAUAUGAGGACACCACUUUUGCCUAUCAUAAAGCGGCUGCCCUCCUUGCAUCAAAAGUUUAUUUUAAUCUUGGUGAGUAUGAUGAUGCUCUGCACUUUGCCCUUUGUGCUGAGGAAUUGUUCGACCCUAACGCAAAAUCGGAGUACGUCAGAACCAUGAUAACCAAAUGCAUUGACAAAUACACUUCCAUUCGUGCUGAAGAUGAAAAUAAUCUAGGCCAUAGGCUAUCCGCAAAGGACCUAAAAUCAAGUGGAAGGAAAUGGUCUGUUGGUGAUGGCAGUACCUACUUCCAACUUGAAACUGUCGUCAACCGAAUGUUUAACAGGUGCUUUGCUCAUAAGCAGUUUAAGCAAGCACUUGGUAUUGCCAUUGAAACGAGAAGAGAGGAUACUUUCGAACAAGCUAUCACGCUGGCGGAAGACCGUGAUGACAUGUUGCGUUACGCGCUCAAAGUGGUUCUUACACUUGUAGACAGUGUUAAGCUACGCAACCGCUUAUUGAGCAUUCUUGUUCGUAUAUACAGUAAAAACCCAACACCUGCUGAUUCCGUUCAUAUCUGCCAAUGUCUUGUUCUCAUGGAUGAUUCAAAGGCCACUGCUGAGGCUCUUGAAGGCUUGAUUUUAUUGUCCGAAGAAGCGGCUGUCACUGCCUAUCAAAUCGGCUUCGACCUCUACGAAAAUGCCACGCAGGAGUUUUUACAUCAGGUGUCCGAUACUUUGUCGCACAGUGAAAAGAUUGGGCACUUGAUGGUGCGUCCGAAACCCGCUGGAAACGAGGAGGGGGAUACAAAAAAACCGGAAGAGGGAGCCACUGGUGAACCCGGUCCUGCUGAACAGCCUUCUGAGGAGGAUUUUAAAACUGAACUUUCUAGCAAAGAUAAAGCUAUCAAGAAUCGUCUCGAACUACUUAAGAGCAUUCUCUCUGGUGAUAAAGUGAUUGAACUUCAUCUGCAAUUCCUUAUCCGUAACAACAAGGCCGACUUGCGCUUGCUUGAACGAAUUAAGGAGGAUGUCCGUAAUUCAGUUACACAUAACGCCACUGUAAUUGCCAACAGUUUGAUGCAUUGUGGAACCACUUCGGACCAGUUUCUCCGUGAUCAUCUCACAUGGCUGGGCAAGGCUGUCAACUGGGCCAAGUUUACAGCAACUGCUACUCUUGGUGUCAUACAUCGAGGAAACGAAAAAGAGGCGCUUCGUCUUAUGUCCGCCUACCUUCCGAAGGAUUCUAGUGGAUCUUCCAGUAGUGUCUACACUGAGGGUGGAGGUUUGUAUGCUCUGGGUCUAAUCCACGCUAAUCACGGCGGCACAAUGACUGAUUACCUCCUGACUCAGUGCAAGGAGGCUAUAGCAGAGCCUGUGCGUCAUGGCGCCUGUUUGGGUCUUGGCUUGGCUGCUAUGGGUACUGGUCGAGAAGAUAUUUACGAGCAGAUCAAACAGCACCUGUUCCAGGAUGAUGCCAUCACUGGAGAAGCUGCUGGUCUGGCUAUGGGUCUGGUAAUGCUGGGCACAGGAUCCACUACAGCAGUGAACGACCUCCUCAGCUACACGGUGGACACUUCACACGAGAAAAUCAUGCGUGGUAUUGCUCUGGGCAUCGCUCUUAUCAUGUACGGCAAACGCGAGGACGCUGACGAACUGAUUGGUAACCUCAUUCAGGAGACUGAUCCCAUCCUGCGGUGGUGUGGAAUGGCCACAAUUGCCAUGGCCUACUGUGGGACAAAUAGCAACUCGGCCAUUGAGAAGCUCCUGCAUGCUGCUGUCAGCGAUACCAACGACGAUGUCCGUCGGUGGGCUCUCACCGCUCUCGGUUUUGUUAUGGAUGCAGACAAAGUUCCCUCUCUGGUGUCACUCCUUGCUGAAUCAUAUCACCCACAUCUUCGUUACGGCGCUGCCAUGGCUCUAGGUAUCGCCUGUGCUGGGACCGCUAAUAAGGAAGCCAUCUCCUUGCUGGAGCAACUCCUCGAUGGUACAGUUCAUUUCGUCCGUCAGGGAGCGCUAAUCGCCAUGGCGAUGGUUUUUAUGCAACAGAAUGCCGUUUCCUGCCCCAAGUCCUCAGAAUUUCGAGAGCGCUGCCUCAAAAUAAUCUCCGACCGCCAUGAGGAUCUACUGGCCAAAUUUGGCGCUAUUUUGGCCUGCGGAAUUCUCGACGCUGGUGGCUGCAAUAUGACUAUCUCGCUGCAGACUCGUACUGGGAAUACCAACAUGGUUGCUGCUGUGGGAUUGCUUGUUUUCCAGAACUUUUGGUUCUGGUAUCCUUUGACCAACUUCAUUAGCUUGGCCUUUUCGCCUACUGCGAUCAUCGCGUUGAAUAAGGAUCUUCAAAUGCCACAGAUGCAAUUCAAGUCGAAUGCCAAGCCAUCCAUGUUUGCUUACCCACCACCUCUACCAAUUGAGAAGGAAAAAAAGAAGGAAAAGGUAGAGACGGCUAUUCUUAGCAUCACCGCUAAGCAUAAGAAGAAAGAAUUGGAGAAAAAGAAACCCGCAGCUAGUGACACGGCAGUUGUCGAGAAGAUGGAUGUCGAUAAUCAGCCCCCGAUUUCCGCAGCUGGUGCUGCUGCAAAAAAGGAGAAGGAGGAGAAGGAACCCUCCUUCUCAAUGCUCUCAAAUCCAGCACGCGUUUUGCGAGCUCAACAGCGAGUGCUCUCUCUCCCUGAAGAUUGUCGAUACUACUCCAUCAAGCCGAUCACCCAGGCCGGAAUUCUCCUUUUCCACGAUCGGAGGCCCGAUGAGAAGGAGGUUCUCGUUGAGGCUGUUCAGCCCCACGGUCCUGUGGUUUCGACUCGAGCUGGAAAGGGGGGUUCCAAGGCUAGUGGUGGUGGCGCCAGUGGUGCGGAUGAUCAAGGACCGAGUGGUACCGGUGGACUUGCCGAGGAAACCGCCCCUGAUCAACCUGUCCACGCGUCCACGGUGGGAGCUCUGUUAGAAGACGAUGAUGACGAAGAUGAAGACGAGGACGAUGUAGAUGACGAUGAUGAGGACGACGAUGUUGAGGAUGAAGACGAGGACGAUGAGGGUGGUUCCAUGUCGGAAGACGACGAGGAUGAUGUGGACGAUGUAGAUGUUGAAGAGGCAAUGUUAGAUGAGGAUGCCGAGGACUACGAGACGAGACCACGGGGGCAUCGAGGAGCAGGGUCGAAGUCAGGUGGAGGUGGAUCUGCUACCGCCGGCACAUCCACAUCGACAUCGCAGCAGCAGCAUGAACCGGCACCACCGGAGUCCUUCGUGUGGACGGAGGAUGACGCAGUUCCCGAAGCUACGACAGCCGCUGCUUCGGCGACUGGCACGACCAACACUACUACCACGGCGACUGCCACGGCAGGAAGUGGUGAGGUGACAGCUACGACCCAGAGUCAGGGGCAGCCCGUUGCGGAACCGAUGGACACGGAUCAUCAGGCAGAAGAGGAGGAAGAGGGUUCGGAUGUGGAUGAGAUCAUUGCGAAACAGCAGAGCAAAAAGUCGCCAGAGUGA